AUGGAGAAGUCGGGAGCUAAGGCGGCCGAGGAAGAGGCGGCCGAGGAAGAGGCGGCCGAGGAAGAGGCGGCCGAGGAAGAGGCGGCCGAGGAAGAGGCGGCCGAGGAAGAGGCGGCCGAGGAAGAGGCGGCCGAGGAAGAGGCGGCCGAGGAAGAGGCGGCCGAGGAAGAGGCGGCCGAGGAAGAGGCGGCCGAGGAAGAGGCGGCCGAGGAAGAGGCGGCCGAGGAAGAGGCGGCCGAGGAAGAGCAGACUCAAGGAACCAUUCUUCCAGCUCCAAAUUUCAACCCUGUUAUGGAUGCUCAGUCGCUAGGAGGAGCCCUACAGGGAAUCAGUUGUGAAAAAGACGUGCUGAUUGACAUCCUCACACAGCGCUGCAAUGCACAGCGGCUCAUGAUUGCUGCGGCAUACAGAGACAUGUAUGGCAGGGAUUUGAUGGCAGACCUGAAAGACAAUCUCUCUCAUCACUUCAAAGAAGUCAUGGUUGGCCUAAUGUACCCACCUGCAUCCUAUGAUGCCCACGAGCUCUGGCAUGCACUAAAGGGAGUAAACACAGAAGAGAAGUGUCUAAUUGACAUAUUAGCCUCAAGGUCAAAUAUGGAGAUAUUCCAGAUGAAAGAAGCCUACUUAACACAAUACAACAGUGAUCUUCAGCAAGAUAUUGAUUCUGAGACUUCUGGUCACUUCAGAGAUACUCUGAUGAACCUCGCUCAGGGAACAAGAAUGGAAGGAUAUGCAGAUCCUGCUACAGCUGCUCAGGAUGCAAUGAUUCUAUGGGAAGCCUGUCAGCAGAGAACAGGCGAACACAAAAACAUGCUGCAAAUGAUCCUGUGCAACAGGAGUUACCAGCAGUUGUGGAUGGUUUUCCAGGAGUUCCAAAGUAUCUCUGGGCAAGACCUAGUAGAUGCCAUCAAUGACUGCUACGACGGAUAUUUUCAAGAAUUACUGGUUGCAAUAGUUCUCUGUGUCCGUGACAAGCCUUCCUACUUCGCUUACAGACUCCAUCAUGCAAUUCACGACUUUGGGUUCCACAAUAAAACAGUCAUAAGGAUUCUCAUUGCCAGGAGUGAAAUUGACUUGAUGACUAUACGACAACGAUACAAAGAGAGAUACGGGAAAUCGCUCUUCCAUGAUAUUAAACAUUUUGCUUCAGGGCAUUAUGAGAGUGCUUUGCUUGCUAUCUGUGCUGGUGAUGUUGAAGAUUAUUAA
Messenger RNA from Centrocercus urophasianus (Greater sage-grouse), 1206 nucleotides. RefSeq names its product annexin A10 (gene ANXA10). The record is from RefSeq and is a predicted model, not a curated record. Gene Ontology annotation, molecular function: calcium-dependent phospholipid binding; calcium ion binding. Bases 1 to 1206 code for a protein of 401 amino acids. The transcript has 13 exons. Gene Ontology annotation, cellular component: cytoplasm. Lineage: Eukaryota; Metazoa; Chordata; Aves; Galliformes; Phasianidae.